UUUUUUCGCUUUUGCAACUCGCGCAUACCUUUUUCUUUACUCUUCCACCAGCAUCGCCCACCCCCAAAGCGUCUUUUUUCUCGCUAUCACCUCCUUUUUUUUCCACACAAUGUCGCUUAGCAGACUACAGCAUAUCGCGAUGCGUCGCCUGGUGCCCGCCAUCACCGUGGUGCCAAAGAACCUGGACGACGACCAGCUCAAGAAGCUGAUUGAGCAGCAGCAGCCGAUCACCGCCAAGGGCGCCAUGCCAAGCAAGAGCGAGCUGGCCCAGCUGACAACCCAGCAGGGGCUGAUCUCGACGCUCUCGAAGGCGAACAAGCCGAUGCCCUUGAAUAGCCUGCUUUCGAAGCUGACCGGCCCGCAGGGCAUGCUCUCGACACAAGACCUGGCCCUACUGAAGGCCGCCAGCAACGGCUCUCCGGGCCCGCUGCUUCUGGAUGCAAAGCCCGUAAAGGAGCAGGACUCGCUUCUGACCACGCCCGAGCCAGCCAGCCCGGCUCCCGAGACCGCCCUGGCCGACCAGGAGCCGACCAUUGGCGCCCUGGACCCGGCCAGCGUCGAUGCUCUGAUCAGCGCCCUGCGCGGCACCGCGGCAAUUUCGGCGCCGCCGCCAGCCGAAAAGCCCGCAGUGACGAAGCCUGCACGCUGCACCACACCCGUAUCUGUGCUGGAGGAGCACAACGCACUGGCCAGUCUGGAAUCUUCGGAGCACAGCGACGACGAUCUGCCGCCAAUCUCGGCUGACCUGUCAGCAGCGGAGCGCCGCAAGGAGCAGAACCGGCGGGCGCAGAAGAAGUUCCGCCAGAAGGACAAGGUGCGCCAGAAGGAGAUCAAGUGGCGGGCGUCGCAGUACGAGGACCUGGUGGCAUCGAAUAAGCGCUUCAAGAGCGAGGUGGAGAGUGUCCGGCGUGAGCGCGACAUGUACCGGCGGAUCCUGGAGCUGAACGGCAUUAAUAUGAAUGACACGGAGCUGACGACAACACAGCAGCAGAUUCCGUCGCCGGUCCUGUCGCCGCAGGCCUCGUUGGCGAUGGACCAGAUUGCCCAGGAUACCUUUGGGUGUGCGCCAGCGCCGAUCACCGCGCCGAACUCGCAGUUCAACGACCUCCUGACCACGCUGGUGUUUGGUGCCGUCAAGUCCGACCCAAUGUUCGGCACCACUGUGCGCCCGGCGCAGCCGGUGCAGGAGCCCGCGCCAUGGUUCGAUGCCAUGUCGCCGGCGUCUGAGCCACUGCCGGCCGAGUCUCCGCUGAACAUCGACAAUGUGCAGUACGCCCAGCAGCCGAUCGACGGCCAUUUUGUCGACCCGAUGACUUUUAUUGACGAGCUCCUGGCGUCGCCUGCCUUUACGCCAUCCUCGUCACUCUCGGCGCAGUCGUCGCCUGCCCCUGAUUCCCUUGCACGCAAGCGUACCUUUGAGGACGCUAUGCUUUGAAAUAUCACAAAUCACUUUUUCUUGGCAUUUUUUUCCCUUUGUGGAGUCAUAACAGAAAAAUUAACUGUAUUCUAUAAAUCAACUUUGAUAAUCAAAAACAUUUAGUGC
This is a messenger RNA of Linderina pennispora, 1543 nucleotides long. RefSeq lists its product as uncharacterized. The record is from RefSeq and is a predicted model, not a curated record. NCBI's taxonomy places the organism in Eukaryota, Fungi, Kickxellomycota, Kickxellomycetes, Kickxellales, Kickxellaceae. The transcript has a single exon. Gene Ontology annotation, molecular function: DNA-binding transcription factor activity. Gene Ontology annotation, biological process: regulation of DNA-templated transcription. The coding region runs from base 110 to 1435 and encodes 441 amino acids.